Haemorhous mexicanus (house finch) is the source of this 3212-nucleotide messenger RNA. It is a transcript of the gene FLT3, whose product is annotated as fms related receptor tyrosine kinase 3. Gene Ontology annotation, molecular function: ATP binding; transmembrane receptor protein tyrosine kinase activity. Gene Ontology annotation, biological process: multicellular organism development; positive regulation of kinase activity; cytokine-mediated signaling pathway. Gene Ontology annotation, cellular component: signaling receptor complex. The coding region runs from base 63 to 3122 and encodes 1019 amino acids. The transcript has 24 exons. NCBI's taxonomy places the organism in Eukaryota, Metazoa, Chordata, Aves, Passeriformes, Fringillidae. The record is from RefSeq and is a predicted model, not a curated record.
GGCAACCACCUGCAGGCUCAGUUUCACUUGUGGGGCCAGGGCACUGCAGGGCACCACCAGCCAUGACAGCGAGUUGGCCCCAGGGCUGCUCCGCUGGAACUCCAUUUCAGCUCGCAGUUUUUGUUAUGACAGCAAUUGCUUUCACUUCUACAAAGACUCAAAAUACAUCUGAAAUCACAUGUGGGUUUAUCAGCCAGAAGGAUGAAGGUUCAGAAGCACCAGAGACAUCAGUAGUUCCUAAGGUUCCUAAUACUUUGGAAGAUCUUGGGUGUUACUUGAAUUCUCAAGGAACAGAGAACAUCUACCAAACAAUUAAAAACGUGGAAGUUAAUGUAUUUGAAGAUAUUGAAUUAAGAAUAACAAUGAGCAUUUCAAACAUAAUUUCAUGCUUUUGGUUCUUUAAAAAAAGCAAAGACUGUAAGCUUUCUUUUGACUCAGAGAAUAGAUAUAUUACAUCUUUGGCUUUUUCCCAAAUACAAGAAGGACAAGCUGGGAAAUACACCCUCUUGGUCACAAGUAAAACUGGCAAUUACACAGUGGUUGUGCCUGUUCUCAUCCGAAAAAAACCAGCCAAACCCUAUUUCAGGAAAAGGGAAAAAUCAGAUUCUAUCGAGUGCAUAUCUGAGAGCUACCCCCAGCCCUCUGUGGAAUGGAUAUUCUGCAAAACACCUGAAAAGAGUUGCCCUUAUAAAAGGCAUGAAGAAACUGGAGAAGUAGAUGGCAUCCAGAUGGUGCAACAUGAAUUAUUUCAAACUUACAUAUGGUGCUGUGCAGUCAAUGUCCUGGGCAGAGAAUGCACCAGCCUUUUUACUAUAGAUUUAAAUGAAAGACAAGCAGCACCUUUACCUGAACUACUACUUAAGGUUGGGGAACCAUUGCUGAUCAGAUGCAGAGCUGUUCACCAUAAUUAUAAAUUCAGAAUACAACUAUCUUUUGAAAACAGAGAAGUUGAGCAGGGUUGCUGCUUUGAAGGAUUAGAAUACCAAGCAAACUUGUCAGCAAUUCGGGUCCAGCAUGUGUUUGUUUCAGCAGCAGAAAGAAAUUACAGUGGACAUUACACCUGCUCUUCGACUGCUCAUCCAAAUCAAACUGCUUUGAUCACAGUUCUAGAAAAGGGAUUUAUAAAUUUAACUGACUCUAAAGAAGAUUUUGAAAUUGGUGAAGAAGAGUUUUGCUUUGAAGUUAACUUUACAGCAUAUCCUCCAGUUAGAUGCAUGUGGCUGUAUUCCAAUAAAACAUUUCCAUGUUUACAAAGUUACAGUGUGGAUGGACACAGCAUUUCAUCGAAGUUCUGCAACCAUCAGCACCAGUCUGGGAUAUAUGUAUUUUAUGCUGAAAAUGAUGAUACAGUUGUAACAAAAAAAUUCACUCUUUAUGUGAGAAGAAAGCCUGAAAUAAGGAUGCAGCUGUUGUUCAAGCAGAUCUCCUGUGUUGCUGAAGGUUACCCUGCCUCAUCCUGGGUUUGGAGGAACUGUCUUGAAUUGAACUCAUCCAACUGCACAGAGGAAAUCACAGAGGGGAUUCAGAACUUCUUGCCAGAGAGGAGAUCCCUGGGGUCGUGGAUUUCAAGCAGUACUUUUUACAUAAAGGAGACAGCAACAACCUUCUCAGUGGAGUGCUGUGCAAACAAUUCAGCUGGCUCAGCCUGUGAGAAGAGUUUCAUUAACCUGUCAGUUGCAGGAGCUGUUUCUUCACCCCUGGACAAUGCUGCAUUCUAUGUCUCCGUUGGAUUUUUUCUUCUCUUGAUUGCUUUUUUGUUUGUAUUCAUUUUUCUUAAAUACAAAAAGCAAUUCAAAUAUGAAAGCCAGUGGCAAAUGAUACAGAUGAUAGGGCCAUCAGAUAAUGAAUACAUCUACAUCGACUUCAGAGAAUUGGAAUAUGACAUAAAAUGGGAAUUUCCCAGGGAAAAUCUGGAAUUCGGACAGGUCCUUGGUUCUGGGGCCUUUGGGAAGGUAGUGACUGCAACAGCUUAUGGAAUUAACAAUGCAGGAGAUUCAGUCCAGGUCGCAGUCAAAAUGCUAAAAGAAAAACCUGAUGCUUCAGAAAAAGAUGCUCUAAUGUCUGAGCUGAAAAUGAUGACUCACAUUGGAAGCCAUGAAAAUAUUGUGAACCUACUAGGAGCUUGUACCCUGUCAGGACCAAUCUACUUGAUAUUUGAAUACUGUUGCUAUGGUGACCUUCUGAACUACUUGAGGAGCAAGAGAGAAAAGUUUCACUGGACACUGACAGAUAUUUUUAAGCAGCAAAACUUCAGUUUUUACCACAAUAUCCAUCAGGACCAAAACUCUAGGACAGGGACUCACCUGAAGUACACUGUGAACACAGCUCUGUGCAGAGGGGAUGAAUUUGAAACCAUGCAAAGAAGUCAAAACACAAAUGUGACACUGGGAUCAGAUGGGAUUGUGCUGUUUUCUGAUGAAGAUAAAAUUAAGGAUGCAAACACACAUGUGGAUGAAGAAGAGGAUUUUAAUGUGCUCACUUUUGAAGACCUUCUUUGCUUCUCUUAUCAAGUUGCCAAAGGAAUGGAAUUUCUUGAGUCCAAAUCGUGCAUUCACAGAGACCUUGCUGCCCGGAACAUCCUGGUGACCCAUGGGAAAGUGGUGAAGAUAUGUGACUUUGGCCUUGCCAGAGAUGUAAUGAACGACUCCAACUACAUUGUCAGGGGCAAUGCUCGGCUGCCGGUCAAAUGGAUGGCCCCUGAAAGCUUGUUCGAGAGGACAUACACCAUGAAGAGCGAUGUCUGGUCGUAUGGAAUACUGCUGUGGGAAAUAUUCUCCUUGGGUGUAAAUCCUUACCCCGGUAUUCAGGUUGACACAAAUUUCUACAAAUUAAUACAAAGUGGAUUUCAAAUGGACCAACCGUAUUAUGCUACAAAAGAUGUUUAUUGCAUGAUGCAGUCCUGUUGGGCUCUUGACUCCAGGGAAAGACCUUCUUUUUCUUACCUGGUGUCCUCUCUGGCCUGUCAGCUGGCUGAGGCAGAAGGAGCAGUUUACCAUAAUACUAAGAAAAACCUUGCUACACACCAUUCCAGCAUCAAAACUAAACCUCGUGUAAGCAGGGAUGAGGAAUCUUUGCUGUCCCCAAUUGUUCUCCAGCAUGAAGACACUCAAGUUGAAAAAUAAUCUGAGUUGUGGAUUUGGUCUCAGUAUUGUCAUAAACUCUGUGUAGGACAAGUGUUUUAUAUCAGCUCUAAGAAAAGAAAUUGUCACCAA